This is a messenger RNA of Belonocnema kinseyi, 1102 nucleotides long. RefSeq lists its product as uncharacterized. NCBI's taxonomy places the organism in Eukaryota, Metazoa, Arthropoda, Insecta, Hymenoptera, Cynipidae. Bases 330 to 887 code for a protein of 185 amino acids. The transcript has 2 exons. The record is from RefSeq and is a predicted model, not a curated record.
UGGGCAUGGUGUGAUGAAAAUAAAAUAUACUUCAUGAUUAAUGGUGCAUACAUUACGGGACUCGUGAAAAUUCUAACACAAAAAGGAGUAAAAUUUAUCGCUUUUUUGAAAAAAUUUCUUGAAAGGCAUUUGAUAAUCUUGGCCCACAAAGAAAGCGUGAAGUGCUUCAAGAACAUAAAAACUACCGUGACAGGACCACCGAACCUAACCUCAAUGAACGAAUCAUUCCAAGAUCAGCUCUUCAACCUGCUCAAGAUCAUACUUUCGGGGCGAAUGAAAGACCGAAAAGCGCCAAUAAUGAAGAAAAUAUAGAGCAUCGCGAUGUACAAAUGGAUGGAUCACGUGAUGUCAAUGAUGUGAUUAAUAAUCAUCCCUUUUAUGAUUAUGAAAAUAUUAUCGAGGCCAGAAAUCUGCAGCCUUAUGAAGAAAACAAUUUCGACGAAGCAAAUCCAGCCGAAUUCAACAGCUGGGGAGUGGAUAACCAUCAUGAUGACAUUGCGGACCACAUGCACCGUUUUCCACUGGAUGAAGACGAUGAUAUUUUCGAUGAAAUGGCUGAAGAACCGGCUGAAAAUAACGGUGAUGCUCAAGAAAAUCAAGCAAGGCCAGAUGAUAACGAUGCACAUCAACAGUUUGGCGAUAAUCGACCUUUGUACCGUGGCGCUACUAUUACUGUGGGUGAAAUCAUGUCAUUAAUUUUGGCAAUCCUUAUUUUUCACAACGUAGAUUACUCAUGUCUCGCAGACAUGAUCACCGUCAUCAAUUUCCAUUGCUUUCAAGAAAAUUUGAUACAAAAUAGUUUAUAUAAAUUUCAAAAAUAUUUUUCUAUCAAAGAAUCACAAAUGCAUAAGCAAUUCUACUGCUCCAUAUGUGUUAGACAAUGGUAAAUUAUAUGAAAUUUGGAUGCAAAACGGAUUCUUAUUAAAUGUAAACAACAUCUCUUUUAGUUGGUACACUGAUGGAGUUCCAAUAUUCAAAUCGUCCAAAGUUGGCUCUUGGCCUUCUUAUUUGACAAUCAAUAAAUUGCCCUAUGAAAUGAGAUUUAAAAAAGAAAAUACUAUUCUUGCAGGAAUAUGGUUUGGCAAUAAGAAGCCAAAUGCUA